AUGUUGCAUAAUGUAUUGAUCUGGCUUGAUCUUCUAAGGCAUUACAAUAGGAAGAAUGCAUCUUCUAGAUGCCUCAUGAAAAUUGACCUUAGAAAGGCAUAUGACAUGGUGAGUUGGGAAUUUCUAGAAGAGGCAUUAACUGGGUUUGGUUUCCCUGAUAAGUUCAUACAGUGGAUCAUGAUAUGUGUAUCAACUACCAAAUUUUCAGUUAAGAUUAGUGGUGAAAGACAUGGUUAUUUUGCUGGUAAGAGAGGACUUAGGUGUUUGAAGACAAUGAGUAAUUUGCCUGAUUUUAGAUUUCAUCCAAUGUGUAAAUCCUUGCAGCUAACUCAUCUCAUAUUUGCUGACGACUUGAUGAUAUUCUGUAAAGGAAAUGUGAGCUCAGUAAGUAGAGCCAUGGAGGCUUUGGCUCAUUUUAGUGCAGCUACUGGUUUGGUAGCUAAUAUGGAUAAAUCUAGCAUUUUCUUGGCUGGAGUAGAUGAUAGCACCAGAGAUCAACUAUUGGCAAGAACUGGGUUUACAAGCAUUCUCAAAGAGGUAGACAAGAUAUGCAGAGUUUAUAUGUGGGGCAGAACAGAGGAGAAGCAGAAAGUUGCGCUAGUUUCAUGGGAAAGAAUCUGUUAUCCUAAGAAACAAGGUGGACUAAAUAUUAAAAGUAGUAGAGACUGGAACAUCGCUUCUGUGGGUAAGUUGUUAUGGCAACUGAUCAUGUGUAAAGAAUCACUAUGGGUCAAAUGGGUUUACGGUAUCUAUAUGAAGGACAACAUUAAUAUUUGGGAACACAAACCACCCAUAGAUUGUAGUUGGUAUUGGAAGAAACUUAAUUCACUUAAGGCCAGAAUGCAAGGAUGGUAUGUUCAAGGCAGGUACCACCUUACAGAAAGGGGUGAAUACACCAUUACUAGAAGUUAUUUGGCAAUUGUGGGACAAGAAGUCAGGCUAAGGACAACUGAUUUAAUUUGGACAUCUAUGGCUCAACCUAAGCACAGAUUUCUAGCAUGGUUGGCAGUCCAAGGAAGACUACUUACAAAGGAAAGAAUGCUUAAGCUUCAUAUCCAGGUGGAUGAAGUAAACUGCUGCUUAUCUGCAGCUCAAGUUAUGGAGACAACUGCUCACUUGUUUGUUGAGUGA
Molecule: messenger RNA, 1131 nt
Organism: Lycium ferocissimum
Lineage: Eukaryota; Viridiplantae; Streptophyta; Magnoliopsida; Solanales; Solanaceae
Exons: 3
Coding region: 1-1131 (376 amino acids)
Source: RefSeq, a predicted model, not a curated record